AUGAUGAUGUGCAGACUAGCUGCUGCUCAAGCACCAGUAAUGCAAAUACCGCCGGGAAUGGACUUAUCGGUGCUCCAAUGCCAUCCACAUAAGCAAAAGGUGGUGAUCGUAAUGGGAGCCACUGGAACCGGGAAGUCAAGACUUUCUAUUGACCUUGCCACUGGCGGUGUGCCGGCUGAAAUAAUCAAUUCUGACAAAAUGCAAGUAUAUGAAGGCUUAGAUAUUGUUACCAAUAAAAUCACUCAAGACGAAUGUCGUGGCGUGCCACACCAUCUCCUUGGAAUAGUUGAUCCUGAGGCGGAUUUUACUGCUGGUAACUUCGUCACCAUGGCCUCACUUGCCAUGAAAUCAAUAGUUGGGAGAGGAAAGCUGCCCAUAAUCGCUGGUGGAUCAAAUUCAUUCAUUGAAGCAUUAGUUGACAAUGACAACUACGAGUUUCGAUCAAGGUAUGAUGUUUGCUUCUUAUGGGUUGAUGUUGCAAUGCUGGUGCUUAACCAAUUCGUAUCUGAUCGUGUUGAUCGCAUGGUGGCUGCUGGGAUGGUGGAGGAAGUUAGAACCAUGUACAACCCGAAAGCCGACUAUUCAAAAGGGAUUCGUAGAGCCAUUGGAGUGCCAGAAUUCGACUCAUAUUUUCGUUCCCAAUAUUCAUCUUCUACUGAUGAAAAAACUCGCUCCAGAUUACUAAAAGCCGCUAUCAAGGAAACAAAGGCUAACACAUGCAAGCUUGCCUAUAAGCAACUUGAAAAAAUCCACCGGUUACGAAAUGUUAAAGGUUGGAAAGUUCAUCGGUUAGAUGCUACUGAAGUCUUUCAGAAACAGGGUUGUGAGGCGGAUGAGGCGUGGGCAAAGUUGGUGUCCCAACCUGCGUUGGCUAUUGUAGAUGAAUUCCUUUACAGUUUUGGUGAUUCUCGGGCCUAUUCUGUGGCGGUUGACGGUGGCCUUAGAGGGAUUAGAGAGGCUGAAAUGGGGGUGGCAAUGGCAGUUGCAAGUUAUUGAAUGAAAAAUGAACUAGAAUUAACAAGUUACAAGAUAAUAUUGGGAGAUACAAAAUUUUGGACAAAAAGCAUAUAAGGUAGCUAAUUAAGUGUUUUUAUAAGUUUGCCCCUUGACCACCUAAUCUUGACAUAUGCAUUGGUGAUUUGGUGGUGCAUGUUUAAUUACUUGGGCUUUGAGGAAUAAUAUGGUCUAUGCCUCAAUGGUACCACAUAAAUAUAUAGUAUAAUUUUACAUCUUUAACUUUAACUUUUUCUCUUCCUUUUGUAACAAAUUAUAUUCUAGAUUGAAAGAAUAAUACUCCCUUAUAUAGCA
This is a messenger RNA of Erigeron canadensis, 1308 nucleotides long. RefSeq names its product adenylate isopentenyltransferase 3, chloroplastic-like. Gene Ontology annotation, molecular function: tRNA dimethylallyltransferase activity. The record is from RefSeq and is a predicted model, not a curated record. Gene Ontology annotation, biological process: tRNA modification. Gene Ontology annotation, cellular component: mitochondrion. Lineage: Eukaryota; Viridiplantae; Streptophyta; Magnoliopsida; Asterales; Asteraceae. The transcript has 2 exons. Bases 1 to 996 code for a protein of 331 amino acids.